AUGGCAGGAAAGUUUUCUGUCAAGAAUGUGUGUAUAGUAGGUGCCGGACCAAGCGGAUUGGCUUGUGCAAAAUAUCUACUUGCUGAAAAGGCUUUUGAGCGCAUCGAUAUUUACGAGCAACGAUCGCGUGUAGGAGGCAUCUGGGACUAUUCGCCUGAAGAAAAGACGCCUGAUGACCUCCCUGUGCCAUCCGUAACACCCCACGCCGGCCUCGCCAAACCGAAAUGGCUGCAGUCAGGUACCAGGAAGGCACUUGGGAGUCGUGUCGAAGAGGAUUCCUUGUUCCUAAGUCCGCUGUAUGACCGCCUAGAGACGAAUAUCCCGCGCACUGACUUUGACUGGCCCCAAGACUCGCAACUCUUCCCGAAACACGAGACCGUCACUCAGUACCUCGAAGACUAUGCUGCCGAUAUCAAGCACCUUAUCCACUUCAACACACAAGUCCUUGAUAUCAACCUGGCUGGUACCAAAGAAGACGGACAAGACGUAUGGUCUGUAAAGACGCAGAAAGUGCAGCACAAGAUUCAGGAAGACCCGGUGGAAAGAACAUACGAUGCUGUCGUUGUCGCCAAUGGUCACUUCGCUGUGCCAUUCAUUCCUCAGAUUAAGGGCAUGAAGGAGUGGGCUGAGCAAUACCCAAACGCCAUCUCUCACUCCAUGUACUACAAAAAGCCAGAGGACUACACAAAUCUCAAGACCAUUGUCGUUGGCAGCGGCGCUUCAGGUAUUGAUAUUGCCAUGCAGGUCAUGCAAGCAUGCAAACUGCCCCUCAUACAAUCACAAAAGUCGAAAGGAUUCCUUCUGUCCGAUCCCACUCCGAAGAAGCAGGAANAAGAGGAGAUUGUCGAGUUUAUCAUCCAAGACAGAGCCGUGCGUUUUGCUGACGGCACUGUGGAGAAGGACAUCGACUCUAUCCUCUUCUGCACCGGCUACUUUUAUUCUUACCCUUUCCUCAACAACCUAGAUCCGCCGCUCGUCACGAGUGGCACCCACGUUCAGAACUUGUAUCAGCACUUGAUCUACCGCCCGCGCCCCACUCUUUGUUUCCCGGUAUUGCAACAACGCGUCAUUCCCUUCCCAAUGGCAGAAGCACAAAGCGCCGUCAUUGCCCGUCUAUGGAACAACCGCAUCGCUUUGCCCUCUGUGGAGGACAUGAAGGCCUGGGAAGACAAUCUGCGGAAUGAGACAAGUGAUGGCAAGAGAGACUUCCACCUUCUCUUGUUUCCAAAGGACGCGAACUACAUCAAUGCAAUGUAUGACUGGUCGAUGUCGGCACCCGACGCAGAGACCAAAGGCAAGCGACCACCGCACUGGGGUGAGAAACAAUACUGGAUGCGCGAAAAGUUCCCAGAGAUCAAAAAGGCUUUCCAGGAUCGAGGUGAGGGUAGACAUCAAGUCAGGACUUUGGAAGAAUUGGGCUUUGACUUUGAGAAGAUGAAGAGAGAGUCUGCUGUUGAACAAAAGAGUUUGCUCUGA
Molecule: messenger RNA, 1476 nt
Organism: Aureobasidium musti
Lineage: Eukaryota; Fungi; Ascomycota; Dothideomycetes; Dothideales; Saccotheciaceae
Source: the annotation of a GenBank genome assembly